AUGCAAGAUGAGGAAAGAUACAUGACAUUAAAUGUACAGCCGAGGAAAAGGAGCUCCAUGCACACAUCCCAACUUACCUUCAAAGAUUCUUCAGCAAGGUUGCACUGGUAUAAAACCAUACUGGGAAUAUCCGGAGCUGUAAAUGGUAUUCUGGCUUUGACUUUGUUCUCCCUGAUCCUGUUGGUUUCUCAAGGAGUAUUGCUAAAAUGCCAGAAAGGAAACAACUCAAAUGCCACCCAGUAUGAAGAUAUUGGAAACCUGAAAGUGAAUAAUGACACAAGAGGAAAUGUGAGCAAUAAAGGCACAGGCCACUGUAUUUCAAGAGCUACAGACCAGAUGGUACUGUGUCCAUCAGAAUGGCUCAAAUAUCAAGGGAAGUGUUAUUGGUUCUCUGCUGAAAUGAAAAAUUGGAGUGACAGUUACAUGUAUUGUUUGGGAAGAAAAUCUCAUCUACUGAUCAUACAGGACCAACCUGAAAUGGCUUUUAUACAGAAAAACCUGAGACAAUCAAACUAUAUGUGGAUUGGCCUUAACUUAACCUCCACGAAGGGAACAUGGACUUGGGUGGAUGGUUCUCCAUUGGAUCCAAAAAUAUUUCUCAUAAAGGGACCAGCUAAAGAAAACAGUUGUGCUGCCAUUAAGGAAAGCAAAAUGUACUCUGAAACAUGCAGCAGUGUUUUCAAAUGGAUCUGCCAGUAUUAG
Messenger RNA from Otolemur garnettii (small-eared galago), 702 nucleotides. Its product is annotated as killer cell lectin-like receptor subfamily F member 1. The transcript has 6 exons. The record is from RefSeq and is a predicted model, not a curated record. Bases 1 to 702 code for a protein of 233 amino acids. NCBI's taxonomy places the organism in Eukaryota, Metazoa, Chordata, Mammalia, Primates, Galagidae.